Messenger RNA from Baudoinia panamericana UAMH 10762, 2943 nucleotides. RefSeq lists its product as uncharacterized. The transcript has a single exon. The coding region runs from base 119 to 2698 and encodes 859 amino acids. NCBI's taxonomy places the organism in Eukaryota, Fungi, Ascomycota, Dothideomycetes, Mycosphaerellales, Teratosphaeriaceae. The record is from RefSeq and is a predicted model, not a curated record. Gene Ontology annotation, molecular function: RNA binding; translation initiation factor activity; translation initiation factor binding. Gene Ontology annotation, cellular component: eukaryotic translation initiation factor 3 complex. Gene Ontology annotation, biological process: translational initiation.
GGGCUGGCGGGCAGCGGCGAGUCAUAGCUGUGUCAAGACUCACAAGUGACCCACGCAGCAUCUAGCACAUAUUGCAGCAAAGCCAUCACUGCAACUAUUCGGAAGUGACAUAGUAAUCAUGACUUCUCGAUUCUUCCACGGUGACAGCUCGAGCGAGAGCUCCUCGGAGGAAGAGGAAGAACUCUACGGACAAGCGGCAGCGGAAGACGAGUCUGAGGAGGAGAGUGAGGAGGAAGAAGACGAUGAAGAUGAGGACGAAUCCAGCGAUGACGAUGACGGCAAGACAGGCGCCGCUCGCUUCAUGCGGGACGCUUCAGACGAUUCGGACGAAGAGGAUGAAGACAAAGUCACGAUCGUAAAGUCUGCGAGAGACAAGCGGUUCGAUGAACUCGAGGGCACAAUACGGCUGAUCGAGAACGCGGAGAAGAUCAGCGACUGGACUGCCAUUAACGAACAGUACGACCGAAUGAACCGGCAGAUACCGACUCUGCAGCGCGAUUUAGACGGCAAGGCACCGAAGAUGUUCAUCAAGGCCAUCUCCGAGUUGGAGACGCUAGUUAUGGAAGCGUACGAAAAGCAGAAGGUGACUCCGAAGAAGAUGAACCCGAUUGCGCAGAAAGGCCUAAAUGCGCUACGGCAAAAGCUUCGGAAGAACAAUAAAGAGCACGCAUCGGACAUUGAGGCGUUCCGCAAAGACCCGGACGACUUCAUGAAGGAGGACGUAGUAGAAGAGACGGCACCUGCUCAAAAGAAGCCCAAGAAGAAGCUGCUUGACGCAGGGGAGAAUGCGCUUGACGCGGGUGAGGAUGGCUUCACGAUGGUUGGUGCGGGCGGCAAGGCGAUGGUGUACACCCCAGAAAGCAUACUCAAGCAUCUACGAUCAAUCGUUGAAUCACGAGGACGGAAGAACACCGACAAGCUGGAGCAGAUUCGCAUCAUGGAGCGGUUACUGGACGUUGCUGUAUCGGACUACCAGCGUGUGCGGGUGCUUCUAGUCCUCAUCGCUACGCGCUUUGACUUGACUUCCGGCACUGGCUCGCAGAUGUCCCAGGAGCAAUGGAAGUUGGCACAGCAGGAGCUCGCUCAGCUACUUGGCACGCUCGAAGGCAACAAGGAGCUCGUUGUUGUUGAUGUGGCUGAGGAGUGGGAAGAUGACGAGAAGCAGCCUACAAUCACGGCUGGUGAGCUAUUCAAGAUCCCAGGCACUGUCAUCUCUCUCGUUGAGCGUCUUGACGACGAGCUUACCCGCGUCCUACAAUCGAUCGACCCACACACUGCCGAGUACGUGGAACGCCUGCAAGACGAAGGCGGCCUCUAUACCAACAUCGUGCGCGGCAUGCUCUACGCUGAGCGCCUGAGAGCGGAGCCGAAGCUUGACUACUCACAAGACAACCUGAAUCGGAUAGUGAUGCGCCGGCUACAGCAUGUUUACUUCAAGCCAGCUCAAGUCGUCAAUCUCCUCGAAGACAACACAUGGAAGGCUGUGCCCGAAAAUUUAGACUCGAAGAUAACACCUCGUUCGGAAAGUCGGGAUGUCAACCAUCUCGUGCAAACACUCGCGGUCUACCUUUUCAAGCACUCGGAGGGCAUCCUCCGCGCCCGUGCUAUGCUGUGUGAGAUCUACCACCUUGCUCUGCACGAUCAGUACUACAAGUCUCGCGAUAUGAUGCUCAUGUCGCAUCUUCAAGACACCAUCAACAGCUUCGAUGUGGAGACGCAGAUUCUCUUUAACCGCACGCUUACCCAGGUCGGACUCUGCGCGUUCCGCGCCGGCCUUGUCUAUGAGUGUCAAACCGCAUUACAGGACAUCUGCGGCUCGCAACGCCAGAAGGAGUUAUUAGCUCAAGGCCUGCAGAUUCAACGGUAUUCGCAAAUCACACCCGAGCAGGAGCGCAUCGAGCGGCAACGACAGCUUCCAUUCCAUAUGCACAUUAACCUCGAGCUGCUCGAGUGCGUCUACCUCACUUGCUCCAUGCUUCUCGAAAUCCCAACGCUGGCCCAGGCCGGCUCCUCUCCGGAUCUCAAGAAGCGCGUCAUCUCCAAGUCGUACCGCCGCAUGCUUGAGUACCACGAGCGGCAAAUCUUCACCGGUCCGCCGGAAAACACGCGCGACCACGUUAUGCAGGCUUCCAAGGCGCUUGCGGCGGGCGAGUGGAAGAAGGCGUGCGAGUUCAUAAUCAGCAUCAAGAUCUGGGACCUGCUACCAAAGAGCACCGAAAUUAAGCAAAUGCUGGAGCGUCAGAUCCAGGAAGAAGGCCUGCGCACGUACCUCUUCACCUACGCGCCCUUCUACGACACCCUCAGCGUGGACAAGCUGGCGGGUAUGUUCGACCUCAGCGAGCAGAAAGUCACAGCUUUAGUGUCUAAGAUGAUUCAUCAUGAAGAACUCGCCGCAGCGCUAGACCAAGUCAACAGUGCGAUCAUCUUCCGCAAGGGCGUGGAGCUGAGCCGCCUGCAGAGUCUGGCUUUGACGCUGAGCGACAAGGCGCAAGGGCUGAUCGAGGCGAACGAGCGGGUGCUGGAGCAGAGAACACAGGGUACGGCUAACGCAUUUGAGAGGCAGGGUCCCGGUGGUAGAGGAGGUCGUGGCGGUGCGAGAGGUGGUGCGAGAGGCGGCCGAGGGGGUGGAGCAUUCAGGGGAAGGGGUGGCGGUGGGUUCACUGGUGGUGCGCUUGGGAGUGCUAUUCGGGCGCAGUGAGACCUUUUGCUGGAGUGGAGCAUGGCGUCUGCGUGAUUAUGAGCCUCUUGUGGCUUCAUACGUCCAGGCCGCAUGCUGGGGAGGCUUGCUGAGUAUUACAUUAUUGCAGUAGGAUGCUUCGUAUGCGUAUGCACCUCAAGGGAACCUCAUCAUAGUCAAAGCUUCAUACCGCUUUCUUGGCAAGGCUGGAACAGUCCAUCCGCGUGGCUGGUUUAGAUCACUCGCCAUAACUGGUUGAAUGUCGU